This is a messenger RNA of Emiliania huxleyi CCMP1516, 549 nucleotides long. RefSeq lists its product as hypothetical. The record is from RefSeq and is a predicted model, not a curated record. Gene Ontology annotation, molecular function: glycosyltransferase activity. The coding region runs from base 1 to 549 and encodes 182 amino acids. NCBI's taxonomy places the organism in Eukaryota, Haptophyta, Isochrysidales, Noelaerhabdaceae. The transcript has 2 exons.
AUGGCGGCGAUGGCGCGCAAGUGUCGCAGGAUGGAGGGCUUCCUCAACAACUACGCCUUCGGCGUGCGGUACGAGGACGAGCCCGGCUUCAACCUGCGCGCCACAGACCUCCGCCCGCCGCCGCCCAACGCAAACCUCGACGACCUCACGCGCGGCGCAACCUUUUGCCUCUGCCCGUCGGGCACCGGCUGGGGCAUGCGCGCUUUCCACGCCGUCGCGCUCGGCUGCAUCCCCGUCAUCAUACAGGACGACGGCUCGGGCAGCUACCCGUCGGUGCUGCAGGCCUUCGAGGGGCCGCUCCUCGACUGGGCCUCCCUCGCCGUCCGCCUCACGUUUGCAGACAUCCCGCGCCUCCCCUCGCUGCUGCGCGCCCUCGCGGCAGACCACGAGGCCCUCGCCGCCAAGCGGCGCGCCCUCGUCGCCGCCCUGCCGCGGCUGCUGUGGCGCGAGGCGCUCGCGACCGAAGAGCGGCGAGCCCUCGACGCCAUGCCCGACGCCUUCGACUCGGUGAUGGAGGUGCUCGCGGGCCGCAGAAACGCGACCAGAUGA